Messenger RNA from Elaeis guineensis (African oil palm), 3069 nucleotides. The record is from RefSeq and is a predicted model, not a curated record. Lineage: Eukaryota; Viridiplantae; Streptophyta; Magnoliopsida; Arecales; Arecaceae.
AUGCCGUCGAGAGUGAGGCUGACCGACGCUGACAUUCGGCAACAUACGGCGAGGAAGAGACCGGCGCCCGUGGUCGGACCGUCGUGGCCUCCCAAGAGGCCUCAGAUAGCGUCGCCAAUAGAUCUUGCGGCGAUGGGGGCGCAGCCCGACGCCGAACGUGCAUCGGGCUACGAGUCGAUCAUCGCUCUGUCGGUUCCGAUGGUGCCACCUGAGGUGCCGUUUGAGGAAGGGGCGGUCGAAGGGGCAGCUGAAGGAGCAUCGGCUCUCCCACCCACGGAAGAGGUUCGGGCCGAAGCACGUGAGCCCAAAGGACCUGCAAUGGCUGCCGUCGUGGCCUCGGGAGGGACCCAGUCGAGCUCGAGCUUUCCAUCUCUCUUCGAUUUUCGGGCCUGGGCAGUCGGACGAGGGAAGGCUCCGAUGGCGUCGGGUGACGACACAAGCCUGGAGAACCUGGCCAAGGCUGAGGAGAACUUGUCCUCCACCCAGACCGACGCUGGCAUAUUGAAGGCGGAGGUGGAGUCGGCCAGGGAGGCACUGGAUCGGGCGGUGAAGGACUUCCAUGGUUCGGAGGAGUACCGGGAGGAUCUCCUCGAGAGCGGCUUCGCCUCCUACCGGGUGGGGUACGAAAAUGCCUUAGAAACGAUCCAAAGUCUGCACUCAGAGCUCGACCUGAGCGGGAUCGUCCCUCCAGGGUCGGAGGACCAAGCCGCUGAGGAAGAGGCCGACCCACCGCCGACGGAACGAGUCAUCGAGGAUGAGGCACCUCCAACCCCCGUUGCUCUGAGUUUGCUUCUAUUCCCUCCAUCUCCUUCUCUACUGGUGGCAUACUCCUUUAGCAAUCGAACCGACCAAGAGGCUCUUCUUUCUUUCAAAUCUCUCAUAAUAAAUGAUCCCUCCAACACCCUAUCUUCAUGGAACGACAGCUCUUCUGUAUGCCAAUGGCCCGGAGUCUUCUGCAAUCACCACGGCGGAGUCUCUGCCUUGGACCUAGGAGGCCUUGGCCUGACAGGUUCCAUCAGUCCUCACAUCGGCAAUCUCUCCACUCUCCGGUUUCUCUGCCUACAGGACAACCAUUUCACGGGCACACUACCAGACCAAUUAGGUAAUCUGCUUCACUUGCAAGUGCUGAACGUAAGCUCAAACUUCAUUGGAGGUGCCAUCCCUUCAAACAUGAGUAAGUCCUCCAAUCUCAUCACCCUUGACUUAUCUGCGAAUAACAUCUCCGGUGGGAUUCCUGCCGAGCUUGGACUGCUUUCCAAGAUUCAGGUCUUGAAGCUUGGCUCAAAUCAGCUCACAGAGGGUAUCCCGUCAUCCAUGGGAAACCUGUCUUCCCUCACCACCCUGGAUUUAGGCACAAAUAUGCUCAGUGGAUCGAUACCAACUGAACUGGGCCGUCUCAGAAAUCUGAAACAACUACAAAUAUCAGUAAACAAUCUCACGGGUACCGUCCCCCCAUCUUUGUACAAUGUUUCCUCGCUUGAAACCUUUGCUCUGGCAGCAAAUAAUCUGUAUGGUGAAAUACCAAGUGAUGUUGGCCUUCGGCUUCCGACUCUUAAAGUCUUUCACUGCUGCUUUAAUGAGUUCACCGGGCCAUACCCACCAACACUGCACAACAUCACCAAACUUCAAAGUAUUCGAUUGUCUCACAAUUUUUUUGCUGGGUCCGUGCCUCCCGGGCUAAGCACUCUCCAUGAUCUCACCAUGUAUAAUAUUGGUUUCAAUCGAAUCGUAUCCUCGGGUAGCAAUGGGCUAGAUUUCAUAACCUCCUUGACCAACAGCACAAAACUUCGAUACCUUGCCAUCGAUGAAAAUCUUCUGGAGGGUGUGCUCCCAGAAUCCGUCGGCAAUCUCUCAAACACUCUCUCAAAAUUUUAUAUGGGCGGUAAUCGGAUUUAUGGUAGCAUUCCAGCUUCCAUAGCUCAGCUUACUAAUUUGACCUUGCUGAACAUGAGCCACAACUCGAUCUUCGGAGAAAUCCCGCUCGAGAUUGGCCAGCUCAAACAACUUCAAAUGCUAGGCUUGGCCAGAAACAGUUUCUCGGGGGAAAUUCCAGCAGCUCUUGGAAAUCUAACCAUGUUAACUGAGCUCGAAUUGUAUGGAAAUAAAUUGGAGGGUUCAAUUCCGGCCAUAUUCAGCCAGUUUCAACGUUUGCUAACGUUGGAUCUAUCUAAUAACAACCUCAAGGGAAGCAUACCUAGAGAAUUAUUCGCCCUCACUAGUCUCAGUUCUCUUCUAAAUCUAUCCAGAAAUUCCCUGACAGGCCCUCUGCCCGAGGACAUCGGAAGAUUAGAAAACCUUGCCGCCCUUGAUCUCUCCAAUAACUUCUUAUCCGGAUAUAUUUCAAAUUCCAUCGGCAACUGCAGGAGCUUGGAAACUCUGUCCAUGUCCAACAACUCUUUCUCUGGCCUUAUUCCUAACACACUUGGAAACCUGAAGGGCUUGCAGAGUUUGGACCUCUCAUCCAACCAACUCUCGGGCUCCAUUCCGGAAAGUCUCGGAAAACUGCGAGUGCUCCAGUACUUAAACCUUUCGUUCAACGAUCUUGAAGGAGAGGUACCAAAAGAUGGCAUCUUUCGAAACCUCUCUAAUGUUCAUCUCGAAGGAAAUGCUAGACUUUGCACCUCAUAUUUGUGCCCUCGUUCCUCUCAUCGAAGCAUUUCAGUGGUGCUUCUCGUCAUCAUAGUGGCUUCGGUUGUCUCUGCUUUGUGUUUCCUGUGUUUGCUAUACUUCGUUAGAAGAGAAAUCAAUACCAAGGUCUUGCCGACAGCAGACUCAAUUAAGGGGCAGCACCGAAUGAUUCUUCAAGAGACAGCAAGACAACAAGGUAGUCGAUACUCAAAACGAAUCUACCGGCUGCUGAAGCAACGGUUGAAGCUUUCUCCAAAUUAUUUCUUGGCUAUCUUGAAUUUUUGGCCUGUAGAUGUGGAACCAGCUAUGAAAAUAUUAGAGAAUCUUUGGAAGUACUGCAAACUUAGAGCAAUGUUUCUUCCUAAAGAUUCUUGCGUUAUGCUCCUUCCAAACUUCCCAACAAAUAGCGACAAGGAGUUGAUCAGCAACUUUUCUAAUUGA